AUGGCUGCUCCUGAGCCUCCACCUCGCUCACAAUUGCGACCACCUAGUGCAGUCAUUUCAGCGCGUUCUGUCACCACCAAUGCCCCUUCUUCCAGUCGCACAAGGACGGUUUCUUCCUCUAAAUCGUCUGCCGCAACGACCACAUCCACAACGAAGCAUCUACCCUCUAAAAAUUCGUCUCUCUCACGAGCCACUGCGGCUUCCGCCCAAAAACAAGUGCAACCUUCGCUCAGAGUUCGAACAACGUCUUCCUCAUCGUCCAAGCCUGAAUUAGUUGUUCCUCGGUCACGGACUUCAAGCAUAGCGUCAGCUUCCAGCAAUAGUAGGGUCCCAUCUUCUUCCGUGAAACGACCACCAGGGUCAACAAAUACUAGUGUGGGAAGGGCAAAUGGCCGCAUGCUCUCAGAAGCAUUGGCCUUACCUGAGUCCAGCGAGAGUGUGGAAAAGGUAGCAGAGAGUUCGACACUGACCCGGACUCAACCCUCCAUUGUGACCCCGCCGGUCACACCCGGAAGAGCACUUUCUGUAUACGCCCCUUCAUCUGCUGCUCUUCGUAGAGCAGCAAAUGGUUCAGAAAAUACUGUUCGAAGCAGCAGUAGUUCAAGAAGUGUUUCUCCAGCGUCAGCGAUACGUCCAGAAACGUUUGCCAGUGCUCGGGCAGUUAUCGCGCGAGGGAGAGAGCGCAGUGCUGCACGAUCCCCAAUAUCGCCUGUGUCACCCGAGUCCCUCCUUCCUCAAUCUGCCACAACUUCCACUUCACUCAGUCCCAACAACACCGGAGCGAUCGGUCCGAUGAACCCUACAACUUCAGCAGCGGUAUCUGGACAUGAAACUUCAAUUGAGCUGUCCACACUGUCACCAUUGGGAACAACUGGUUCAAACUCAGGCUCGCAAACUGGCAGUCAAGGGUUACGUCCCAACAAAGCUUCACCAGAGAAUUCGGAUGAUGCAGAGAAACCACAGAGAAGCGAUGACUGUGAACGGGAACGACUUGGUGUUUCCCAUAGCCGAGAGUGUCAACAACUCCCCUUCCCCCAUGAAGAUGGCCCCGUAUUACCAUCUCCGGUUACCACUUCCUCUUCAUCAAGUCCCCGUGCUAAAUCGACUUCUACUCCCUCCAACUCCCACAUUCCCUUGGCCAUGCAACAUCGACAUCGCAAAAACUCGGACCCUCAUGCUAAGCUUUUGACGGCGGCUGCAUUUCGGGCACCCGCACAAUAUGUCUCUCAACAAAGCCAGCGGACUCCCGAGCGCGGUACGGGUGGGCUUGAACGUCAAGGGUCUCUGCAAACACCAGAGUUGGUUCUGGAUAUGAAGCGCUUACUUUCUAAGCCAGUUUCGGUAGCGCGCUUGCAUUCAGAUUCGGAGGAGGGCACUAGUGAACAGGACAAUAGGCGACCCAGUUCAGAUAGUCGUUCAAUCCGUCGCAAACAUUACGACGCUACAGGACGAGGAGAGGAUGCGCGUCAAAUUGACCCUAGUCUGGUUGCAAGAAAGAGUGGAGAAUAUGCGAAGCACAGAUCCGUGGAAAAGACUGAGCGAGAGGUCGCACUGGCUUUAGUUGGUCAUCAUACGUCUGCGCCAGACAAGGACAAGGAAAAGCGACCCAAAAAUGUGCUACGUCGCCGAUCCAGCGCUCAGAGACCUCAAACGACGCCAACGCCGAAUGAAGUUUCACCGGUGCCGCGAAUAUUGUCUGUCUCACGGAAAGCUCCUCCAACUCUCAGUCUCGAUUUGCCUCUGGACACAAUGCAAAUGUCAGGAUCCGAGUCUCCUAACGGCGGAAAUGGGCCGCUGACGCCGGCCGGUGCCGUCGUUGCAGCGUAUAAAAGGAGUAGAGAGACAACACCGAAUUACUCUCCCACUUCACCAACAUUUGAACGCCAUCCGAGCAGUCAUCAGGGUCAAGAAUCUCCCGCACUUGGGACUCCUUAUUAUACUGUCUUUGGCUCUACAUCAGGGCGAAUUAUAGCAGUAGGUGGACCAGAAGACUCUUGGGAUGGUGUGCCCAACACGUUUCCCACGCUAGACGGCAUGCGUCGGGCGAAGAACAGCGUUGGACGAACUUUGACACGCAAAGUUAGUGAGCGUUGGUCAAAAAAGCGUGAAGAUGGCGAUGACGACUUGCGUGGCCGUCCAAGUUUACAAAGCGAUCGGCGAAAGAAAUCAACACGGAGCGCCAGUCGUGUCGGGACUGAGGAAAGUCCUGCGGAUGACCCAGAGUUCCCGCGAUCACCCAUCAAGAUGGCUCACGAAACCAGUUUUACGAACGAACCACGCUCUCGGCGGUCUGAACCAGCACUUGGUGGGGGCAACAAAAUAUGGAAGCUGAUGAAGCGCAUAAGCACUGGCGGACUGAAGGAAAAAUACGACCGUGACUCCUUGCCACCAAUGCCACCGAUGCCCCAAAAUAAUGUGCCUCCGGUUCCUCAAUUGCCCCCAAAACAAUCUUUAGAAGCUCGCAUGGCGAUGUCUUCGGAUGGUCACUCUCAAGAGCCAGGAGCAUUGUCACGCUUCAUGGAAUCUCGAACGUCAAUGAGCGUAACGCACCGUCCCUCUGCUCGAACUUUGCCAGUGCCUCCUCCGAUUCCCGUUUCGCAGUCACAACCGAGAACAAGUACAACCACUCGGUCUUCUUCCCCACUUUCGUCCUCAGAUGUCGCGUCUUCCAAGUACUUCCACAAAACAACUGGCUCCGGUCGAUCUUCCACUUCAUCAUACGAAGCAGAAAGUGCAAUCCCACCUUUACCUCACCAGCCCAACGUCGUCAUCGGAAAGCAUAUCCUUCCUCCCAAAGAGCUUUACAAGCUCGAAUCCGACUUCAGAUCGCAGUCACUGGAUGACAAUAAGAACACAUUCCUAUUUCACUCCCUCACCCCCCCGCGUCGGCUCCCCACCCCCAACGUACACACGAAUGAACGGCGGUUAAGUGAUGCUCCCAGCAUCCCGGAAUUCUCGACAGCAGCCCCCAUCAACGCCUUCUCUCCACGUAAGCAACAGUUACCCGUCAUGGACAGGCCUCGAGUUGAAAGCCUCUUGACUUCUCUCGGACCCGCCCCUUCGAGACGUUCUACUUCGUCUGUCAGCGAAAGAUCUGGAGCUUACGACGACACCUUUGGUCGCCACAACUGGCGAACAAGCAGUGCACCAUCUUCAUCUUCACACCAAAAGCGAUUGAAACACCAACAACGGGCAACUUCCAUCCCUAGAAUACCCCAGGAACCAUUGACCUUCCGCGAGAUGGGCCAGAAGUCGGCAGGUCUAACAGAGCAAGAGAAGGCCUCCAAAUGGGAGGACCUAUUAGAACGCAGUAAUCGCGCGGGUGGUACAAUUCACCUAGGAAAUUCUGACAAGCUUGCCUCGGACGACAUUUCAUUGAGAUACUCUGCUUCAUCAUCACAACUACUUAGAGACUUUUAA
Molecule: messenger RNA, 3420 nt
Organism: Mycena indigotica
Lineage: Eukaryota; Fungi; Basidiomycota; Agaricomycetes; Agaricales; Mycenaceae
Exons: 7
Coding region: 1-3420 (1139 amino acids)
Source: RefSeq, a predicted model, not a curated record